Arabidopsis arenosa is the source of this 1114-nucleotide messenger RNA. The record is from the annotation of a GenBank genome assembly. NCBI's taxonomy places the organism in Eukaryota, Viridiplantae, Streptophyta, Magnoliopsida, Brassicales, Brassicaceae.
AAACCCUAGAGAAAACGUCUCUACGCGGAAAAAGCAAAAAAAAAAAAUGGGGAAGAAGCGGAAGCACAGCGAGACGUUAGCUCCGGCGCCGGUGAAAAAGAACGACGAGUCUGCUCCGGAGAGACCCAAAAGGACUCUAUUAGGAUGGAAAGAUAAGAGUGAAGGUGAAGCUGAUAAAUCUAAAGCUUUGUCUUCAUCUGGAUUCAGGAAUAAAGAGAAGGUUUUGGUUACUUGUUCUCGUCGAAUUAGUUUCAGGUAUCGGAGUUUGAUGUUGAACAUGGUUUCUCUUCUACCACACUGUAAGAAGGAUAGUAAAGUUGAAGCUAAGAGUAGCAAAGGCGCGACUUUGAAUGAGCUCAUUGAGCUUAAGGGUUCUAAUUCCUGUUUGUUCUUCGAGUGUAGGAAACAUAAGGACCUUUACAUGUGGAUGGUCAAAUCCCCUAAUGGACCAUCUGUGAAGUUUUUGGUUAAAGCUGUGCACGCGAUGGAAGAGCUGAAACUCACUGGAAAUCAUCUAAAAGGGUCGCGUCCACUUUUGACAUUUUCAUCCAAUUUUGAUAAAGAUGCGCACUGGAAACUCUUGAAGGAGAUGCUUACUCAGGUCUUUGGAAUUCCUAAGGAACACAGGAAAUCGAAGCCUUACCAUGACCAUGUAUUUGUCUUUUCCAUUGUUGAUGAGCAUAUAUGGUUCCGGAAUUACCAGAUUUCGGUUCCUCACAAUGAAUCAGAUAAAAUCGCAAAAGGCGGCCUGGAUAAAAUGACCCUUAUCGAGGUUGGUCCAAGGUUUUGUCUGAAUCCAAUCAAGAUAUUCGCAGGCAGCUUUGGAGGUCCAACUCUUUAUGAGAACCCGUUAUACGUAUCUCCAAACCAGAUUCGAGCACUGGAGAAGAGAAAUAAAGCUGGGAAAUUUGCUAAGAAGAUCAAGGCGAAGACGAGGAAAAAGAUGCAUGAGCUCUCAAACCCGUUGGAGCCUGAUGAGUUUGCAGAUAUGUGGAAAGAUGAUGAAUGAUCAGAAUUCAGGAAAAUUGUAUCAGUUCACUUUUUUUGUUUUGUCUUACUCAAGGUUUCCCUUUUUUUCGCUCAGGAUCAAACAGAAUCAAGUUUUGUCUUGCAA